Messenger RNA from Pseudovirgaria hyperparasitica, 1014 nucleotides. RefSeq lists its product as uncharacterized. The transcript has a single exon. NCBI's taxonomy places the organism in Eukaryota, Fungi, Ascomycota, Dothideomycetes, Acrospermales, Acrospermaceae. The record is from RefSeq and is a predicted model, not a curated record. Bases 1 to 1014 code for a protein of 337 amino acids.
AUGCAUGAUUUCUUCCCGUACGAGGCCGCCCCCCGAAAAGCUCAUCGAAUGCUUCUUUACAGUGGAACGGAGCAGGAAUGGCUAAAUAAGCCAGUGCUAGCGCCUUCUGACUGGACGAAGGUCCUCCUCGACGCACUUUUAGAGUUUGCACGAGAAUGCGAAGUCCCUCAUGACGCACAGAAAGAGAUCUUGGCUCAAUGGUCUACUCGACGCGCAAUUGAGCGCCUCGAACAUGAGGGCAGACUGAACAGUCCCGCGGGUAUCCAACGUAUCCAGACAAGAGAAUUCGCCGUUUCUCCGGAGGAUGUACGAGCGGGAUAUCGUAUUUACGCGAGUAUUGGUCCCAAUGAAGAGCUAGAGGUGCAUAGCGAAGACUCUGAGGAUGAUCCGGAUACGAUUCCGGAGUCGAGUGAUAAUGAGCAGAAAGAGGAGAGCGAUGAGGAGGACCAUACUGAAGCUGAUCAGGGAGGCGUCGAUAGGGGAGACGGAACGAUAGCCAUCCAUGACGGCGAUGAUGACAACGAAGAAAACAAUGACCAAGCCCUGGAAUAUGGGAACACAUCACAGGGAAACAGCCACGCCAAUAUACGUCAAUCCCAGUCCACAACGCUUCCCUUAGGACCAACAUACUGCGCUGGAAAAUAUGGCACACACGAGCGAGAAUUCCCUGGCUUGGACGAAUACAUGGAUGAGGAUGACAUCUUAGACAUGGACAGAAUCCUCAAGUUGGAAGAGGAACAGUUCUCCUGGCAGGCAGAGGCAGACAAGAACCUCGGCCUGUCAGCUGGCCUCAAGGCAGAGACGUUUGCGCCAGGGUCGGUUUCGUUCAAGGCCCACAGGGCCGAAAUGUACAGGAAGCGUGCCGACAUGGCGACAGCCAAGUUGGAGGUUGGGUUGGUGAGGCGGCGGAUGGCCACCUUGGCCAUUCGAAAGAGGAGGAACGAGGAGGCCUUUGGAGGAGAGGAGGAGGAAGAAGGAUCAGAAGGGAGUGGAGUGGCCAGGCGGAGAGGAUGA